AUGAACAGUCCACAAAAGGCCUGUGAUAUUGCCAAACAGGCUUUUGAUGAUGCUAUUGCAGAACUUGAUACCCUUAAUGAGGAGAGCUACAAGGACUCCACCCUUAUUAUGCAGCUCCUCCGCGAUAACCUGACUUUAUGGAAGUCCGACCUGGACACCGAUGUCGAGCAGAUAUCCCCACAACUGCUCACCGGUGAAUCAUGA
This is a messenger RNA of Dibothriocephalus latus, 204 nucleotides long. The record is from the annotation of a GenBank genome assembly. Lineage: Eukaryota; Metazoa; Platyhelminthes; Cestoda; Diphyllobothriidea; Diphyllobothriidae.